Messenger RNA from Rangifer tarandus platyrhynchus (Svalbard reindeer), 1353 nucleotides. NCBI's taxonomy places the organism in Eukaryota, Metazoa, Chordata, Mammalia, Artiodactyla, Cervidae. The record is from the annotation of a GenBank genome assembly.
AUGACUGAUUUCAGUGAAGAAUUGGUAAGACCCACGACAGAGGAUGAACAGGGGGAACCGAGUGUGCGCUCUGGUUCGGGAAUGUGUUUCCCUUGGCUCCAGAAUCAUAUAGAAUCCAUAGCCUCUGGAGGAAAACAGGAGAAGGAUUUUGCUCAGACAACAAGCGCUUGUUUAAGUUUUAUCCAAGAAGCUCUGCUGAAGCACCAGUGGCAGCGAGCUGCAGAAUACAUGCACAGUUUUCUUCAGAUUUUGGAAGAUACGGAUAGCAACAAAAGGCAGGGUGCACCUGAGAUUAUUUGGAGGCUUGGAAGUGAAAUUCUUUAUUAUCAUCCCAAAAGCAGCGUGGAGACUUUCAAUAUCUUUGCUGACCGGAUGAAAAAUAUUGGCAUCACGAAUUACUUGAAGAUUUCCUUACAACACGCAUUAUACCUUCUGCAUCAUGGAUUGCUUGAAGAUGCAAACAGAAUUCUCACCCAGGCAGAGACAUGGCGAUAUGGUGAAAAGUCUUCUUCCCAGGAAGUGUUAGUCAACCUCAUUCAGGCCUAUAAAGGGCUUUUGCAGUAUUAUUCUUGGUCUAAAAAGAAGAUGGAAUUGUCUCAACUUGAUAAAGACGAUUAUGCGUACAACACAGCAUCCCAGAAUAUGCUUAACCACAGCUGGAAGACUUCUGUAAACCUUUGCACAUUGAUUCAAAUCCCUGGAGUUUGGGACCCUUUUGUGAAGAGUUAUGUAGAGAUGCUGGAAUUCUACGGGGAUCGAGAUGGUGCCCGAGAGGUGCUUAACAAUUACGCCUAUGAUGAAAAGUUCCCAUCAAAUCCAAACGCUCAUGUCUACUUAUACAAUUUUCUAAAGAGAGAGAAGGCACCCAGAGAGAAACUGAUAAGUGUGCUUAAGAUUUUGUAUCAGAUUGUACCAUCUCAUAAACUGAUGUUAGAAUUCCAUAGGUUACUGCGAAAAUCAGACAAGCAGGAACACCAUAAACUGGGAUUGGAGGUAUUAUUUGGAAUUUUAGAUUUUGCUGGAUGCACUAAAAAUAUAACUGCUUGGAAAUACCUGGCAAAAUAUCUCAAACAGACUCUAAUGGGGAGUCAUCUUGCCUGGGUUCAAGAAGAGUGGAACUCCAGGAAAAGCUGGUGGCCAAGCUUUCACUUCAGCUACUUUUGGGCAAAAAAGAAUUGGAAGGAUGAUAAAACUUUGGCUUGUGAGAAAGCUUUGGUAGCUGGGUUAUUGUUAGGAAAAGGUUGUAAAUAUUUUCGUUAUGUAUCAAAGCAAGAUCAUCAAGUGUUAAAGAAGAAAAUGAAGCAGAUGAAGAAAUCAGUGAAAAAAUACAGCAUUGUAAAUUCAGGACUCUGA